Molecule: messenger RNA, 6763 nt
Organism: Venturia canescens
Lineage: Eukaryota; Metazoa; Arthropoda; Insecta; Hymenoptera; Ichneumonidae
Gene: ovo
Product: transcriptional regulator ovo
Exons: 9
Coding region: 1038-3890 (950 amino acids)
Biological process (GO): epidermal cell differentiation; regulation of transcription by RNA polymerase II
Cellular component (GO): nucleus
Molecular function (GO): RNA polymerase II cis-regulatory region sequence-specific DNA binding; DNA-binding transcription factor activity, RNA polymerase II-specific
Source: RefSeq, a predicted model, not a curated record
AGAUACCAACGGAGCCCCAGUUGCUCGCGAGAGACCAAUACGAUCGCGAGUGCGACGCAAACGUCGCGCCUUUUUCACAGAUAUUCCGGUAUACGCACAUUGUACAGUGAAUCUCUCGAGACGCACACAUAUUCAUAUACGUCUGUGUGUGCAUUGAGUAUGUGCGGCGAGUGUACACAACGAUAGACGGGACCAUACGACCUCCGGUUCGAGGUCCCUCGCGCACAGUCGAUAACUGUAAAUCGACGUGGACGAUUCGUGACGUUUCUCGUGCCGGUUCUAAUCCAGCAUUCUACAAAUUAUUCAAUGUUUUUCUUUUCUUUUCAUUGGUUCAGCCAUCGGUCACUUAAUACUAAUUGAAAAAGAAGCAUCAUCCCGGACGUUUUAAGGAUAAAAGCGAACUAUCGUGAACGCUCAAAGGAUAUGAGAUAAAUAUUUAAAAACCCGUACAAAUACUUUGUUCCCUCGUGAGUGAGUAAUCGCAGUGUUUUCGGGCGUGACAACACCACGCAUCGACCAGGAUUUUGAUAACGGGAAAAACGAGUUUCAUGAUCAGUGGUGGCGCAUGGAUCUACGAAUAAGGUCCUCGCGACCUCGUCGGUAUAGGUAGUCAAAGUGCUACUCAUUUUUUUUCAUCAUUCUGUUACCGCACGUCCAGGAACAUUCCAAAUCGGAUGAGCCCGUAAUCAGGAGUUUUUCGCGGAUUUAAACGCGAUGGUACCAUAGCAGUGACGACUUCCCGUUACUUACGAAAUUCAGACUUAUCCUCCCCACAGAAAAUAGUGAUCGGAGUUUGUUGUUUUACUUGGAUUUGUUUAUAUUAUUACGCAUGUUCUUGAAUACAUGCGCGUUGCAUAAAAAGGAUUAUUGCCCGACCAUAAACGGUCGAUCAAUGGUGGCGCAAACAAAAUCUGUGCAGUGAGAUCGGUUAUCGUCAUUCGGCUUCCCGGAGAUAUUCGAGGAAGACGUGGCAUAUGUUUUCAUAUACCAAAUAUCAAUAAUAAUAUUGUUUGAUAUUAUUAUCGUCCGAGGGAAAAAUGCCGAAGAUAUUUCUCCUCAAGAACAGCCUUCUGGCGCAGCAACAGAGGCUGCUGGAGGCUCAACAUCUUAGCAAAAGUCCACCGCCUGGUAGCGGCAAGGAUAGCCCACUCGGAGGUUCCGAACCGCUCAGCCUCAUCGUAAACAAGCACCAAUACCGUGAUCGAACGGAAGAUGAUCGAGCAACGACUCCUGAAUCUUUGCGAAGCAGUAGCCCGGCGAGUUCUCCACCGCCACAGUGGCAGCCGUCGACACCAUCGAAUUCACCACCGCGACGUUUCAUUUCGAGUAUCUUAGGGGGCGAUGUUCCUUACGGUAGUCGGGGUCACGUUCUAACGAGAGCCGAACGCAAAGAGUACAGCAGCCCACCGAUCGCACCAACCGGUGACAAAACGUUGCCGUUCAAAUCGGAAAGACUCGAACUCCCGAGACCAGUUACGCCACCCAAAACUCCCAGGGUCGAACCACCGACGAGAGUUUCCGUUAUACAGAGAGUUCCACCUCAGAGUCAACCCCCGAGGAAAGAACACACGAAAAUUGAAUUACCACGUACGCAAGAGCCAGAAUUGUCUCGUGCUCAAGAACCGGAACAGGAUCAACCUAUAAAUUAUGCGAUGCCGAAGAGAAAGGAAGAAGAUGCGGACGAGGAGCGAAGCGGUCGGGAAGGUGCGAUAGCAUCGCGAACCAUGGGGAAUUCGAUCGCGAGACCAAUGUUGGCGAUGAGAUUAUCGGGACCGCAGACCAUCAAUGCGGCGGCUGGUCACGGUAGAUCGACCAAUUCCGGCAACAACGGAGGUGGCUCCAGCAGUGGAAAUAAUAGCGGUUCUUCCGGCAACGGCGGAAGUUCAGCAAGUGGCGGAGGCGGCGGAAUUGGAUUUACGAAUAGCGGCGGCGGAGGAGGUGGCGGCGGCGGCGGUGGGACCGUCGGUGGUGGUGCCGGAGGCGGUGGCAUGAAUCCUGGCGGUAACGGAGGCCGCGGGAAUUAUGGACCUAGCUCACCUCCCACUGGCUCUUUGCCACCGUUCUACGAGUCCCUCAAGGGAGGCAACAACCUAGCAAACUUUGCAAAUCAGUACAAUGGCACGCAAGGAAACGGAUUCCUCACACCCUCGACAGCGGUCGGCAUGGAAUGCGACACGGGUCAACAGGACAUGAAUUCCCAACACUCCCCGUACGGUGCUCAAGAGGGCAAGCAAUAUUCGUUGCUCCAAAAUGUGUGUGGCUCUUACGGGAUAACAUUGAAAGAGGAAGAGGAAGAUUUAGCAGCUUACAAGAUUCAGCCAAACGAUUUGCUCUCGGGUCAAUACGGAGCGUACGACGUUACGGAUUCUGGAAUGAUGGUCGACAUGGUGACAGGAGCGGUGGUUGAUCCGCUCCAAUUCACAGCCACUUUGACCUUCAGUUCUCCUUCCGACCAUACCGCUCUCCUGGAGAGUCUCAGCGACGCUGCUGAUCUCUUUUUGCCGAGGCUUCCGGCCGAGGAAGGCGGCAAUGAUCUCCUCGAGGACUCCCUCCAUUCGCCGGCUUCCGCCGGCAGCGGUAUUGGCCAAGAUGGCCAUAUGUCGACACCCGUUGAGCCCAGCGUCGAUCCCUUCCCCGAGCACAGUAUGACACUAGCCCGCGGCUUCGACGCCUCCAGACAUUACACGAAUCCACCUCAACACUUUACGACCAAUAAACUAUCCAGCAUUUCCUACAACAAUGGCGAAUCUAGUUAUCAGCCAUUGCCCAAAGAGCGACCGGAAUUGGCGCUUCAUCUCAACCAAAAUCAACAUCAGAACGAGCCCCAGUUACAGCAGCUCCAGAUUCAAGUCCAAAUGCAGCAUCAGCAACAGCAACAAAACUCUGCGACGUCCCCUCAUCAGCAACAUCAUCAAGGUCUUCUCAGCCCGGGACUCAGCUUCACCGGAAGUGGCCUGGAACUCGAUUCCGGAAGCAGCGCCGGUGGGAGCCUCCCCAGCCCAGGUGCAGCGAGCUGUUCCCUCGACGCAACUUCCACGAGUACAUCACCGGCGUGUGGUCUCAUGGAACACGCUCCAAGCCCGUCGGGUGUUUCAGCAACUGUGAGUUCAUCGUCCGCUUCAUCGGUCGGCGAAACACCCGCCGUUACUUCGUCGAGAUCCGGUGUACUUCAGCACAGGCUGGGUCUUCCUGGCGAUUGCCAGUUGGAAUUUGUCAACGGUGGGCACGGGAUAAAAAAUCCUUUUGCCGUUGAUGGCCACAGACAAGCCUCGGUCGGCCGCGACGAGGAACGACCAGCUCGACCUCCACCUGUCAAGGACGACGAUCCGAAUCGGUUCACCUGUCGCGUGUGCAGCAAAAACUUCAGCCUCCAACGCCUCCUCAAUCGUCAUAUGAAAUGUCAUAGCGACGUUAAACGUUAUCUCUGCACGUUUUGUGGCAAAGGUUUCAAUGACACCUUCGAUCUCAAAAGACACACGCGAACGCACACCGGUGUCCGACCAUACAAGUGUAAUCUUUGCGAAAAGAGCUUCACCCAACGAUGCUCACUCGAAAGUCAUUGCCUCAAGGUUCACGGUGUUCAACAUCAGUACGCGUACAAAGAAAGACGCACAAAGGUUUACGUUUGCGAGGAAUGCGGUCACACGACUCAAGAGCCGGAGGUUCAUUAUCUUCAUUUGAAGGACAAGCAUCCGUACAGCCCGGCAUUACUAAAAUUUUACGACAAGCGACACUUCAAAUUUACGAAUAGUAACUUCGCCAACAUGUUGCUCCAGGGUGGCCUUUUGCAACGCGAUUCAAGGGACUCGGACCUCAGAAGCGUUAAAGCAUCUUCAAAAAUGCUCGAAGCAAAGAACACCUUCCAACUAGAUCGGGCGUCGACUUAUUGAGGAUUAUAAACACCUUGCAUCGGACCUAGCUGACUCAGGGCUCAUCCGAUAUUCCACAACGAAGGACUUAAAAAUUCGAGAUUAAUGCGAAAUAAGAGAUAAACAUAUAGACAUGAAGAAACGAAUCAAAAUAGACUCCCUAUUCGUCGUCUGCAAUACAAUUGUUAUUGAUAAGAAAGUAGAAAUAGGCCUGUAGCGAUCAGGCAAUAUCGACGAAAAAUCAGCUUCCCCAAAAACUCGGAUCGAACGUUACGGGACCCCUUCCCACUCACCGUUAAGAAGACAGGACUAGAAUCACUUUAAAUUUGAGGUUUUCGCACUAAUUCAUUCCGACCAACUGAAAAAUCGGUGAGUUACGUUGAUUUCUGACUUUGCGGGCUUUUCUCAAGAGAUCCUUCGAGUUUGCUGUACAUAAUUCAUUAUCUUUCGUUUCAUUAUUUCAAUAAAAAAAAUACAAUAAAAAAUGAAAACUCAACGAUCUCUUGAGAUUCUUCGCUAUUUGAGAUCCUGCUUCGCGGAUCUUCAAACUCGACUGACUCGACGAAAAUAGAGAGGUGAUUGAUAAAUAAAAAUAAACAAUCGACAGAUACACAAAUCGCGACUCCAUAGAGACACGACCGGAUUCAUUUGUCGAAGAUUCAACGCUUUACAAAUCUUUCCCCAUUCGUUUGAUAAUAUAAUCGAUUAUAAUUAACGCACACCUUGCGCUAGGGUAACCUGUGAUAUAGGGAGAAGGAAUGUUUACACUUUUUUCCACACCGACAUAUACGUACACGAACACUUGCACACACGAGAAAAUUUUUUUUACUUUGGUUCGGGCGUGAUCGAGAGUUUUUAUUUCCACUUCAAUUAAUUGACAUGAAUAAAAAUACGCGUUUGUAUGAACUUUCAUUAAGAAAAAAAUUGUAAGAACGAGCUGAUUCCGGGUCUUUGACGCUGUAUUUGACAUUGUAUCAAACUCAAUUUUGUUCCCUCCGUAUUUGACCGAAAAAGUCAUUUAAAAAAUAUGGAAAAAACGUAGAUCCUCAAUUCAAAGUAAUUCUUGUUGCACUACGACACCAGGAAAUAAUUUCAUAUUUACACAUACGUAAACACAAACGGGGUAUCGUGCAAUCUUUGCGGUGGUAGGUAAAUAAAAUAUUGGUUCACAUAAAGAAUAAUAAAGAAUAUAAAAGCAUCUCACGUAACGUAAGGAGUGAGCCGAGCAGUAUUCGCGAACGUUUCGACUUGAAAAAAAUCAUGUUGUUUUUUUUUUUUCAAUUUUUUAAUUUUUUUUUAUUCCACGAGUCGACGUAUCGCCGAUGCUGUUUGCAAUAAAUUAGUUAUAAUUCAGUCGGAAUAUGUAUAAACGUAAAUUAAUGAAUGUACAGUUGUUGAAUAAGUCAAGUUGAAACGCUAUGACAUUUUAGAGAUAAAGUAAAAAAAUUUUUUUAAAAACCAACGAUAAAAAGCUCGUAUUGAUUCGACGCCGACCAUCCGCCGGGUGCUGAGGGAUCAUUAAUUAAUAUAUUCAUUCGAUGAAUGAACAAAGUUCACACUUCCGUUGUUGUGAGCUUGGUAAGAGUAGCGUGAAUGGAAAUAGAGAGGCGCGUAAAAAAAACGGGGUGCUUGUUUCCGACUGCGUUGUGACGGAUUCCGGUUAAUGGCGCAAUGUCAAUUGUAAAUAGUACUAAAACAAUGUUUUCUUCCCUCCUUAAAAUAAAAUAAGACCCUGUAAAAUGAUUAAACACCUUUGUCGGUUGAUGAGUGUAACAAAAUUGUUGUAGACUUCCCGCGACGAUUGGAGCAUGCCCAUCUCACCUCAACUGUAACUUAAAGACUGUAAAUAUAUAUUCGUAUAUAUAUAUGAAUAUGAAAGAAUAACAGAAUGUUAUUAGUAACGAACAAUGACGGUUCAAAGUCUUGUGAAAAGGCACUGGACAUUUAGGCGAUAACCGUAAGUACCUUGAUUCAAGAAAUGAGACAACGCACUUUUAAAAAAGUUAUUUAUAAUGUACACAAUUGUAAAACGAUCGUAUGUAGAGUGACGUGAAUGAUGGGUUCGUUGACAAUUCGUACCCGGAGCAAUACUCAGACGAAAGAAAGAUUAUUAACUAUUUAAUAUAAUAUCAUGAUUUUUGUUUCUUUUUUUUAUUCACUUGCGGAGAUAAUGUAACGAUACUUAUCCACCAAUUCGUAUAUCUAUACUUUUAUCGACAUUUAAAAAACACGUGUCUCGGUGUGUUACUUACGUCCAGUAUUGUACGAUAUAUGACGAUUUCUUAAUAAUUCAAAUAUUGUGUUAUCAAACAAAUAUAUUAUUUGGGAUAAUGAUAAAAUAAUACAUUGCUAUCAUCACACUAUUAUCACGAGGCAACACAAUUGCAUCACGUUUAUUUUAUCACUUUACAUUAUAUCUCCUACGGUAUAUUAUAUCAUUAGUAUUAUCAUUAAUUAUUACUCAUAUCAAUAUUAUUAUUAUUAUUAUUAUUAUUAUCAUUACGAUGGUCGCCAAUCAGAUCAUGGUUAUUGUCUUUAUUAAUAUUAUUAUUAAAAAAAAAAAAAAAAAAAAAAAAAGAAACAGAAGUAUUUAUCAUCGUUAGUAAUUAAUAUUCUCACACCCUUUUCUCAUUCCUCUAGACUGGACAUUAUCGAAACGUCCGAUUUAAUCAUCGACUUUAUUCUGAUCUACUUCCAGUAAAUUUGUGCUCGCGGUAUAACUUUCAAUUCGUAUGGCUCUGUAUGUUUGUAUAUGUGUGAACGUAUGUAUGGCUGACGUGAGUGAGUGACCUGAUGUACACUGUCUCAUUGAUGUGUACUGACGGUUCGACAUAUUUUCUUUCAUAUUUGUAGAAACGAGAAAAGGAAUUAAUAAAAACAUCAAUAUAAAUGCA